This is a messenger RNA of Psylliodes chrysocephalus, 519 nucleotides long. Lineage: Eukaryota; Metazoa; Arthropoda; Insecta; Coleoptera; Chrysomelidae. The record is from the annotation of a GenBank genome assembly.
AUGCAGAAAUUGUUUUUCAAGAAUACUUUUUUUAGACUCCAGUCAGACAGUAAUAGCAUCAGUGACUCAAAAAGUGAACAUGAUGAUUACAUCCCGACUGAAUCAGAUUUAGAAUCUGGUUUGGAAAAUGACGGCGCAAGCACAAGCAACGAAGAGGAUUCCGAUUCCGAAAAUAUAAUUCCAAUUACAACCCAAAUUGAUGACAACAAACGAAAGAGACCCCGAGAAGAUGGUAACCAACGAGAAUUAAAUAAGAAAAGACGAAUGCAAGGAGAGGAGUAUGUGGGUUUUAGAAAGCCAAAAAAUCAAAAGAAGACUUAUAACGAUAUAAAAAAGCCAAAACGCAUCCUUAAACCACGAUGCGAAUGUGGAGGUGAAAAUAAAUCUAACCGUAAAUGUAAAUUACUAAAAGAACACGAUCGAUUGGUUUUUUUUUUGAAAAUUUCUGGAAAAGAUCUCAUGGGACCAACGAAAAGUUUUUAUUUGCAACACAGUGACCAUAAAAGAAUUAACGCGUAG